AUGGGGUUUCACCCACAUCUCAGGUUGUCAGACCAGUCGGGUAAGGUUGGGUCACAUUCCUGCAGACAAUACACUCGCACUGAACCCGUCUCCCAGCCUGUAUACAGCAGCGCUGGGCUCCCGGAGGGUCUGGCCAUGGCGUCUCCCGAUCCCAGAGUCGAACUGACUUGCUCAGUCUGUGUGGAGAUAUUUAAAGAUCCGGUGACCCUGCCAUGCGGGCACAGCUUCUGCCAGGGCUGCAUCACACGCACAUGGGACAGCCAGGAGAAGGACGAGUCCGCCUGCCCAGAGUGCCAGCGGAGAUACAGGAAGCGCCCCGAGCUGAGGAGAAGCAUCCGGCUGGCGAACCUGGUGGAGUGUUUCAGCCCUUCAAAGCCGGAGCAGCCGGAGAACGGGAUCUUCUGUGGCCAGUGCAUCCAGAUCCCGGUACCGGCGGUGAAAUCCUGUCUGCACUGUGAAGUGUCUCUGUGCGACAACCAUCUGAGAUUCCACAGGAAGUCACCGGAGCACGUCUUAUGUGACCCUGCCGCUUCUUUGGGGAACAGGAAGUGCUCCGUCCAUAGGAAGAUCCUGGAGUAUUACUGCGCCCAAGACUCCACCUUAAUCUGUGCCUCCUGCAGGCUGGAUGGGGACCACCAAGGGCACCCGGUGAAGGCGCUCCGUGAGGUCUCUGAGAAUAAGAAGGACCAGCUCAGGAAGGAUAUGAAAGACAUGUAUGUGAAGAGAAGGAAGAUGGAGGAAAGGGUCCAGCAAGUGCGGGAACGCAGACAUAGGGCCCAGGAAAGAGUCGACGGUGUAACAGGGGGGGUCAUGGCUCUGUUCAGAGACAUCAGGACACAACUGGAGGACCUGGAGAGGAGAAUCCUGACCGAGAUCUCCCGCCACCAUGAGGUUAUACUCUCAUUCUCCGAUCUGAUCCAGCAGCUGGAACUAAAGAAGGACAAGCUGUCCCGCAGGAUCCAACGUAUGGAGGAGCUUUGUGGGGUCCAUGACCCUCUGACUGUUAUAAUGGGAGAGGAUGUGGACGGAGAGGACUUCUGUGACCCCGAUGAGGGGGACGAGGACCUGUAUUCUGGUGACCUGGAUGAGGGUCUCAUCUCUGAGAUGGUACAUACUGGUUUAUCUGACCUCAUGAGUGGAGUGAUGAGAGGAAUCUAUGUGCAAGGUCCUGCCGAGGUUCUCCUGGAUGUGAGCACGGCCGCCCGCAAUGUGCGGAUAUCACAUGACCUGAAGACCAUUUCCCUUCCAUGUGAGGAGGACCCGGCAGACGGCUCUCAGGACUGUGGUCUGGUGUUCAGCUCCAGGAGCUUUUCCUCCGGACGCCAUUACUGGGAAGUGGAGACCAGUGAACUGGGAGACUGCGAUUUCGGGGUCGCUUACCCCAGUAUGGAGCGGACGUCCAGCUUGGGGAGCGAUGGCAAGUCUUGGUGUAUGUGUAAGUGGAAUGUGAAUACCUCGAAUCGCUACUUAGUGGCACAUGACAACGCUUUCAUAGACAUAGACCAGGGGGUGUCCUGUAACAGGUUCGGGGUGUACCUGGACUGUGAGGCCGGGCGCCUCUCCUUUUAUGAGCUGUCCAUCCCGAUCCGGCACCUCCACACCUUCUCCACCACCUUCACCGUGCCCCUCCAUGCCGGGUUUUCUGUGUCCAAUAAUGGUGACCUGUCCCCCGUAUGGAUAACCAUCAGGAACUAG
Molecule: messenger RNA, 1695 nt
Organism: Nanorana parkeri
Lineage: Eukaryota; Metazoa; Chordata; Amphibia; Anura; Dicroglossidae
Product: E3 ubiquitin-protein ligase Midline-1-like
Exons: 1
Coding region: 1-1695 (564 amino acids)
Molecular function (GO): zinc ion binding; protein binding
Source: RefSeq, a predicted model, not a curated record